AUGUCUGAAAUGAAAGAUUCGUCGUUGGGUAUGUUGGAGAAAUGGGAGUCCCUUACGACCAGAGUCGAGGAAACACAAAUGGCGAGCGCGCUUCAUCGCGAAUUGACAGCUUUGCAAACGGAAUUCAAAGCAGCACACGACAGGCUCUUCUCUUAUGAAAUCGCAUUGGAACAGCCGCACCUGUUGGAUGAGCGCCUCAAUCGUAUCACGACCGAACUGGCUGCGUUGAGGGAUCGCAAGGUGGUGAUGCUGGCUCUGAACAUCUCCACGCACAGACUGAUCACCAAUCUCGGUAAUUCGGCCUCCUUGAUCUUCACGGCUCUCAAAGACGGUGUGGCGGAUCUCUAUCGUGUUUGGGACGAAACCUUCCAAAAGGGUCUGACCCAUGCAAAAGGGUUGACCAGUGACCCAGUGGGCUUUUACAAAGGUCACUCUUAUCCCUCGGUACUGAAAUAUACACGACGGGAAAUCAACAACUGUGCGCCCUGCAAGCAGUCCAGCAGUUUAGUAUACGUUGCCAGGUUACUGUCCGAGAAACAGGACAUGAAUUGUCAGAUCGUUACAUUAGUUUCAUUCCCGUCGCCAAGUCCUAAUUAUACGCAAGAAGGUGGCUCGUUGUCCGACAGUGGCAUCUCCGACAGCGGAAGCGAGCAGGAGCUGAGCGAACGUGAACGCAGGCUGGCUGCACUUCGUCGAUUAACGCGCAGUGUGAAGAAUCAACUGGCACCGGGAAGCGAGGCGCUCGGCCAGCUUUGGAAAAGAGUCGAGGACACGGAAACGGAACUCCGUGAUCUUCAGAAACAGUGCCGGGAACUGAUCGUACGCACUGCGGCAAGUGUCGAAGCACGGGCCUCCAAGCGGACGAGCAACAGCCAGGUCCAUCACUACUCAGACAAGCGUAAAAAAACCAGCCCGACGGAGAUGGCGAGAGGAAAUUCGGAGCGGAUCACGAUGAUCACUGCGAAAAGUGGCGUGACGGAUGCCGGGGAUCCCGACAACGAGCCAGGACUACCUCAAAGUUGGGUCUGGCGUAUCCUGAGGGCGGCAUUACCCUUUCAACUAGCUCUGGUCGCUCUAUUCUGUGCCGCUUGCCUCUUGGAACCUCAUUGUUGCGAGGCUGCCAACACUCUAAAUCUAUCUCUCACCCUUCAACUACGAUAUGUUAGGGGACCACCACCGGUCUGA
Messenger RNA from Osmia lignaria (orchard mason bee), 1185 nucleotides. Its product is annotated as klarsicht protein-like. Gene Ontology annotation, cellular component: perinuclear region of cytoplasm; nuclear envelope; membrane. Gene Ontology annotation, biological process: nuclear migration; nucleus organization; cytoskeleton organization. Gene Ontology annotation, molecular function: kinesin binding. NCBI's taxonomy places the organism in Eukaryota, Metazoa, Arthropoda, Insecta, Hymenoptera, Megachilidae. The record is from RefSeq and is a predicted model, not a curated record.